AUGGCGGAGGAGGACGGCAGCCAGCAGCUGUACUGGGACGACGAGACCCAGCGGUAUUACAAGUUCGAUGCCGAGAAGGAAGACUACUACACAGACGAUGAGACGCGGGCGGCCGACGAAGCCGCGGCGCAGGAGGCCGCGGAAGCCGCAGGGGGCGGUGUCUCCGAGCCCGCUGACGCGGCGGUAUCUCGCGCUUCUUCGCGGCAGCCGAGCCGCGCGCCGUCGCGGCAGGCCAGCACGUUGCAGGGUUUGCAGGAGCGACGUGCGUCUUUCCAAAAGCUGCCUUCUUCGGCGGUGCCUCAUUCGCCCUCGCUCACAGGCCCCUCGGAGAACGCGGCACCUGCGGACGCUCCACAGCUGAAUCUGUUUCGCUCAGGCUCUGGCGCAGCGGUGGAGAAGACGCCGAAUGCGCGAGAGGCCAGCGCGGGCGGCGAACCCGACAAGCCCGCGGAAGCUCAAGGUGCCUCGCUGCCGUCGCCUACGCUCGGCGCGAGCGCCAACGGGCGCCUGGGGACUGCAACGCUCUCCCCGCUUCUGACUAGAGGACUUGGUUCUUCACGCAGUGGCUUCAUGUCGCCCGAGAUCCGCCUCGACGGCGAGCCCUCUCUCGCCGGGCGCCGAGGCGGCGGCGUCGCCGCGGCCGCCACCGAUGCCGUCGCGGCUGCGCACGAGCUCGAGAUGAAAAAAAAGGAGAUUCAGGGACUGCAAGACCAGCUCAGCACUGCUGAGAAGAGAAUCGCCGACCUCACUGUGCGCCUGAUGCAGGCCGAACAAGGCAUGACCGACGACGAGCGCGUCGCAACUCUCACUCGCGAACGCGACCAACUGUCUCUCCAGCUGAAGCAACAGGAGGAUGAUAUCGCGACGCUCGAGGAGGGCCUCGAGGCGGCAGCUGUGGAGAAGGAGACGGCCUUGCUGCAAGCUGAGCGAAAUAAGGAGCUCGCCGCCGACAUCAAGCUUCAGUAUGAGAACCUCCUCAUUGACAAAGAGCUGGAAAUCGCGAAUCUUCGCGAAGAAUUCGCGCGCCAGCAGGUCGAGUUGCGUGACUCACAGCGGCAGCAUCUGGACAUGCAGCAGCUCCGCGAGCGAAUCCUGCACUAUGACAAGACGUUCGUGCAGCUGAAGCAACUGCUUCUCGAGGUCUGCACGCAGAAGAACGCCAAGGAAGAGGAAGCGAACGCGCUUCUCGAGUUUAAGAAUCAAGCCAACGAACGCAUCGAUGAACUCGAGGUGGAAGCUGCAGAGGACGCGCAGCUGCUCCAGACGUACGAGGAUCAGCACAAGACGCAGAUGGGCAUCAUCGACUCGCAGCAGCAGAUUUUGGAGAGACUGGUGGCGCAGCUCCACGAAACGAACACUGCGAGGCUCACUUUCCAGCAAGCCUUCGAUCGCCUCUCGCACGUCUUCAAAGAAAAAGAAGCAAAGAACCGCGCAGCGAUGGAGGAGCUGCAGACGGAGAAUCGCCACCUGCGUGCCAAGACUGAACAGCUUCAGUCGCUCACGGCGCCGCGGUGGCAGCGCGUCUACACGCUCAAGAACCAGGCGGGCGCGAGGCUGCGGGGGAUGUGCGGCGCGGCUGCGGCGAAGCUUGCGCCGUCUGGGGUGGAGGCGCUGGGAGACGGGAGCGAGGCGCGCGAAGGUGGCGAUCCGGAGGAGGGAGAGACGGCCGAGGGUGACGCUGGAGACGCGCCGCUUCCGCCCGCCGCGGCGGAGGACGUGGAAGCGGCGCAAGUUCAGGUGGCGUCGCUGAGUCUGCAGAGUGCGCAGAAAACCGUCCUACUCGGCUGCCGAGACGAAAAGCUGCGCCUGCUGCGGCUCGCGCUCCCCGAAGAGUACGCGGGACAAAUUGAACGCAGCACGGAAGGCGUCCUCUCGCUGCACGCCGGAGCCUACAACUGCUUCCUCUAUCUUAACCACAUUCACGCCGUAUACAUACAGCCCCUCUUCGCGGACGCCACGGCGAACCCCAGGAGCAUCGUGAAGGAGCAGGGCUUCAUUCGCUGGUUAGUGUCGAGUGUGUUGAGCGUCUCGCGGCUCGGGCGCGCCCUCUCGCUUUUCCUGUAUCACCUGCGGACCUGGCGCCCAGAGGCCGCGGCCGCGUCGCCUUCUCCGCUGGAGCAGCUGGGCGCCCCAAACGGCAGCGCGUAUCCGCUGGUGGUGUCGGCGCUGCGGCAGACGACGAAGCUCCUGGAGAGCGCGAGCGCGUGCACUCUCUCUGCGUCCUUCUCGCUGGACGUCGUGGACGAUCUGUGCCAGAGUCUCGCGGCGCUGCUUCCGAGCUCCCUCGCGCCGCUGGUUUUCGAGAGACACUCCGCGACACAAACGACUCCCGAGGCCGCAGGCGACGGCGCUCAGGGCGCCAACGGCGCGGCAGUCGAGGACGCGGCCGGGGGGGAGGUGAAGAAGGCGAUUUUAUCGCUGCUGCCCUGGGUGUUCACGGCGCUGCACACGAUGCGCGCGCUGGCGUUUCUCGGGGUCGUCGCGAGCUGCGCAGUCGAGGCGGCGGACGCGGGAAGCCGACAGGGCGUCGAGGCGGCGAACUUGAAUGCGGCGCUCGACGCGCGGCAGCGGUGGGCGCAGUUGGUCGCCGUCGCCUCUUCGGCGCUCGGGGCGCUUCCGCCGCCGCUCCCCGCGGCGCUGGAGGGCGUCGACGGCGUGCUGCUCGACCCACACGCAGAGCAAACGCGCGGCGGCGCUGCGAACACCAUCGACCUUCUCGUCGCGAGGCGCGAGAGACAGGAGAAGAACGCCAGCAACCACGAGCAGGAAGGCAGCGCGAGCUUCGGCGCGUGGAUGCUCAUGACCCUGCACAUCGAGGAACGGCGAGCCGCAGAAAGCCCGGAAGGGGAGCAGCCGGACAAAAGCCAACAGGCCUCGCAGCCACUGCCAAGCCUCGAGGAAACCCUCGGCGCGGUUUACCGGGUGAAGGGGCUCCUCGCCGAGGCCGCAGAGCUUCAGAGCGCCAAGUUUAUUCCGGACAGAAGCUUCCAGACGCUGCUGGCGUUCGCAGCGGCGCUCGACCCUACGCAGGCGCGCGGGCCCCCGUCGCUGCGAACGCGUCUCGUCGGCGAUCGCGUCUGGCAGAAGGCUUCCGCGGGCGUCAGGGCGCGCGUGGCGGAGGCUGCGCAGGUGGAAAAGACGCUCGCAGAGCUCAGAGAGGAAGAUGCUGAUCUCAAGGCCCAACUCCAACAACAAGAGGCGACGCUCGCAGAGAAGCAAGAGCUGACUGAUAAGUGGGAACGCUUGUACAGCAGCGCCCGUCCGAAGGCAGAAAAGUAUGACCAGCUGGAGAACGAAUUCCAGCGAAUCUUGAAGGAGAAGAGCAGCUACGUUCACAUGCUGGACGCCGCCCGACGGAGAAUCGAACAGCACAGCACGGAGGCGCAUCAACUCCGCCACGACAAACGCGAGUUGAGCAUCCACCUCCAAGAGCUGAACAAGCGCCUGGAGGCGCUGAGAAAAGUGUCUCUUUCGGCAGCGACUGGCGGGGGAGACAGCGAGCAGAUUCAGAUGCUGCGGAAUAUCAUUCGGAAGCAGGAGCUCGAGUUGCUGGACGUUCGCCUCGCAGGCGCCGCCAAGCAGAUCGCGCGGCAAGAACUAGACGUGUUGGAGACUUUGCAGGAGCUGAGCCGAGGCGGCACCGACCGCAUCUCGCGCGCGUCUUCGUCGCUCUCGCAGGAUCUUCGCGCGGAGGAUUCGCUACCUGUCUCGUCCCAGGCAUCGCUCAAGUUCGGCGUGCACUUCAGUUCCUUCCAACAGCGCGCACUUGUGCACCAACAGACGCUGAAAAUGCAAAUCGAAGAAGUCGAGGCCGACGCGCUUGACAUCUCAGGCCCCGAGGCUGGCGUGCAAAUGCUCGACGAAUACAGGCGGCUGCAGAACGCGGUGCUGCUGCAUGCCUUUCAGAUUCCGAUUUGGAAUCCGAGCGCGCCGCCUGACGAGAACCGCGCCAAGCUAAGGAAAUACCGAAACGAACACGACGCGCUGCAGCUGCAGAUGCUGUCGCUUACUAAGCGCAUCGACCGACUCUUCGCCCGCCUGGCGGGUGGCGUCCACGGCGGCUUCGGGGAUCACGCGAACUUGAGCACAUCGCGCUACAUCCGGCAGUUCACGUCGCUGGCGAACGUCGUUUCCCCUGCGUCCUGCGCGGCGCCUGCGCUUCUCUCGCAGCUUUCGUCGUCGCCCCUCGCGUCGGCACCCGGCGAGGCGCGAGUCGCGAAGGGUGAAGAGAGCCUGGAGGGAUUGGAAGAGGCGAACGCGGCGCAGCGGGCGCGGGAGGCGAUCCAGUCGGUCGCGACGCUCGCAGUGCAGAAGACGCCCGUGAUGCGCGUCACGCUUCCCGGCGAACCGGAAUGGCUCAAGCAUGCUAGCGCCACCAAGUUGCUGCCGAAGGAAAACGCCGCGGAGAAAGGCAACAAGGGCGCCCCGUCGGCGUCCGCCGGCGCGCGCGCCGAGACCCACUUUGUGCAGAAACUCGUCGUGACUGAAGAACAGCUCGCGGAGCUCUAUCGGAAGAUAGCCGGUCUCUAA
This is a messenger RNA of Besnoitia besnoiti, 4530 nucleotides long. RefSeq lists its product as uncharacterized. The record is from RefSeq and is a predicted model, not a curated record. Lineage: Eukaryota; Apicomplexa; Conoidasida; Eucoccidiorida; Sarcocystidae. The transcript is spliced from 17 exons. The coding region runs from base 1 to 4530 and encodes 1509 amino acids.